CAGGAAGUGAAGGCGCGGAGGAAGGAAGACGUUAAAAAUGGCACGAGAAAGAAGCCCAGCUUUAUGGCUUCACCCUCAACCAAGUGUAACUCGCAAAAUGCCGGUGUGUCACAGAGUACUCUUACUUUUAUGGCUACUCCACUUUUCUUCCGUAUAUUCAGAUAUAACGGACGGGAAUGCGGAGCACUUAAAGCGGGAGCACUCGCUCAUUAAGCCAUAUCAGGGUGUUGGGACAAGUCCGUCGAGUCAGUGGGACUUUUGGGGAAGUACUUUAGUAACCAGCCAGUAUGUGCGUCUGACUCCGGAUGAGAGAAGCAAACAAGGGUCCAUCUGGAAUACAGUGCCCUGUUAUUUGAAGGAUUGGGAGAUGCAUGUGCAGUUUAAAAUUCAUGGAUCGGGAAAGAAGAAUCUGCACGGAGAUGGUUUUGCCAUUUGGUACACGAAAGAGAGGCUACAUCCUGGCCCAGUCUUUGGAAACCAAGACCAUUUUGUAGGCCUGGCUAUUUUUGUGGAUACCUUCCGUAAUGAUCUACAAGGAAUGGAUCGCUCGUUUCCCUAUAUUUCUGCAAUGGUGAAUAACGGGUCCCUGCCAUACGACCACGGGAAAGACGGUCGGUCUACUGAAUUGGGAGGUUGCUCUGUGGAAGUCAGAAACAAAGAUCAUGACACAUACCUGGCUGUUAGAUACUCCAAAGGCAGACUCACGAUUAUGGUAGAUGUAGAUGACAGGAAUGAUUGGAAAGAGUGCAUCGAUAUUGGAGGCGUCCGCCUCCCUACAGGAUACUAUUUUGGUGCUUCUGCAGCCACGGGAGAUCUUUCUGAUAAUCAUGACAUCAUCUCUAUGAAGAUGUACCAGCUGAUGGUAGAACACACUCCUGAGGAGGACAACCAGGACUGGACGAAGAUCGAGCCUAGUGUCAGUCUCCUCAAGUCGCCGAAAGACAAUAUUGAUGAUCCGACGGGAAAUUUCCGAAGCACACCCCUCACUGGCUGGAAGGUCUUCCUGCUUUUGCUGUGCGCCCUUUUGGGAAUCGUGGUUUGCGCCGUUGUUGGCGCCGUGGUCUUUCAGAAGCGUCAGGAGAGGAACAAGAGAUUCUACUAAACAGGAUUUCAAAGAACUCUGGAGAUUGUAGGUGGAAAAACAAUGUGAAUUUUGAACAGCUGCAUACAUGUGGAUAUUGAACUGCACGACUGGAAGGAAUGCGGGUUUGAGUCUAAAGGGUGGUAUUUGUGGCUUCAAAGAAACGUUUCUUUAUGUUGGUCUUUUUGAUUUGGGUCUGCUGAAGUAAAUUACACACUUUCAAUGCGUCAACAGUAGUACAUCUUAAUUUUUUGUGUGUACUCUUUAUAUACUUGAUUUAGCUUCAUUCUCUCAAUCCUUGGUGGUUUUAUUUUUUUAUUGUUUUAACGGUUUCUGCUCUGGAGUGCUGAUGAUUGUUUUUUGUUUUUUUUAUAACCUGUAUGAUUUACUUAAGAGGAUUUUAAUGGACUGCACGAGAAAUCAGACUGAUGAAAAGUGUCCUCUUAAAUUCAUCAAAUCAAUGUAAAUAUGAUUCUGUCCUAAUCCCUAUUCUUUACAGCAUAUUGUUUUUUAACUAUAGGAAACCAAAAAAAGAAAUUUUCAGUUUUAUUACUGCAGGGUAACAAGAGUUCAGCCUUAUGUGAGUUGAGUUGUUUUUCUUACAUCUUUCUGUUCAUUUUGCUUUUUCAAUGCUUGUAAGAAGUUAUUGCAAUGCACUGAUUUACAGUUGUUUCUGAAAGAAGUUCACAUUUAAUUGGGCAGUGAUUGUAAAAUGAUGCUUUUGGUGAGAAAAUAAAGCAGUUACAACAGUUCAA
Labeo rohita (rohu) is the source of this 1836-nucleotide messenger RNA. It is a transcript of the gene lman2, whose product is annotated as lectin, mannose-binding 2. Bases 38 to 1102 code for a protein of 354 amino acids. The transcript has 8 exons. The record is from RefSeq and is a predicted model, not a curated record. Gene Ontology annotation, biological process: endoplasmic reticulum to Golgi vesicle-mediated transport; endoplasmic reticulum organization; Golgi organization. Gene Ontology annotation, molecular function: D-mannose binding. Lineage: Eukaryota; Metazoa; Chordata; Actinopteri; Cypriniformes; Cyprinidae. Gene Ontology annotation, cellular component: COPII-coated ER to Golgi transport vesicle; endoplasmic reticulum membrane; endoplasmic reticulum-Golgi intermediate compartment.